Jatropha curcas is the source of this 3258-nucleotide messenger RNA. RefSeq names its product protein FAR1-RELATED SEQUENCE 5. Gene Ontology annotation, molecular function: zinc ion binding. Lineage: Eukaryota; Viridiplantae; Streptophyta; Magnoliopsida; Malpighiales; Euphorbiaceae. The record is from RefSeq and is a predicted model, not a curated record. Gene Ontology annotation, biological process: regulation of DNA-templated transcription.
UAAAAUAAAUAACAGCUGCCAAUAAAGCUUGUGGACUGCAAAUUAAUAUUGCAGCGAUGGUAUGAACUUAAAGUCCGGGAAGAACCGAGGAAGACCAAGGGGAAGACGAUGGCGGCGACGAAGAAGAAGAAGAAUGUAAUGAAAGCGGAGUACGAUAAGGAUCCAACAGCUUUAGAACAAAUGUUAGCGAGAUGAAAUCAUUUGGUCUUUGGUUUUCAAAUGCUGGAUUUAAGAGAGAGUAUCUUGUUCGCUCACUUACCUGAGCUGAGUUUAUUUUAAAAUCCCUAAAAGCAAGAAAGCAGCUGACAAGCUGGGGUCAGUUUUCUAUCAAUUUUGCAGUCUUUCUAAUUUUCAGUAUGUGAUGAAUUGAUUCAAAAAUUCUGUCUUUGAUUUGCUUGCUUUACCGUAUUAUUUGUCUUACCAACAAUGUUAAUCCAGCUAUAAUAUUCAAAACUAUUUGAUGGUCUAUGUAUUGCAUUAACUACUAAAUAGUAUAUGAUGUGAUGUGAUUUGAUAUGAAUGAGAUAUGGAGUUGGAACCAGUGAGCAUGGCAAAUGAAGUUAUUGAAUUUGACAUGAUGGGUUUGGGAGAUGAUACCAUGGACAUCCACCAACACCCUAUUCAUGUCAAUGUUGAUGUUGAUGAGCAUGAAGAAGUAGAAGAUGAACAAGGAGAAGAAGAAAAACAACACAUCCAUCCUCUCCGCAAUUUCUACCAUUCCCAAAAUUCUCAUAGUUCCACUGCUGCUCAGCUCUACAUCCCUCAAGGAGACACUAAUCUUGAACCUUAUGAGGGAAUGGAAUUUGAAUCUGAGGAGGCUGCCAAGGCCUUCUAUAAUUCUUAUGCUCGCCGCGUUGGCUUCAGCACCCGUGUCAGUAUGUCUCGCCGUUCUAGGCGUGAUGGUGCCAUUAUUCAGCGUUCUUUUGUUUGUGCCAAAGAGGGAUUUCGCGUUGACAAGGACAAGCCUGCUUGUCCUGAUACCCGUGUCAAACGGCCCCGUGCUGAAACUCGAGUUGGUUGUAAGGCAAUGUUGGUUGUCAAAAUUCGGGAUUCUGGCAGAUGGGCUGUUUCUGCAUUUGUCAAAGAACACAACCAUGAGCUUGUCCCUCCUGACAAGGUGCAUUGCCUCCGCUCUCACCGCCAUGUCUCUGGCUCUGCCAAGUCCUUGAUUGAUACCUUGCAGGGUGCUGGCAUUGGUCCCAGUGGAAUCAUGUCUGCACUUAUCAAAGAAUAUGGGGGAAUCAGCAAUGUUGGCUUCACUGAGCGCGAUUGUAGGAAUUACAUGAGGAGUAGUCGCCAAAGAACCCUCGGAGGUGACACUCAGCUACUUUUGGACUACUUGCGCAACAAGCAUUCUGAGAAUCCUGCAUUUUUCUAUGCUGUACAGGGUGAUGAAGAUCAAUGCAUGAGCAAUAUCUUCUGGGCUGAUCCUAAGGCAAGGACUAACUACACUUACUUUGGGGACACUGUUACCUUUGACACUACUUAUAGGUCAAACCGUUAUCGGUUGCCCUUUGCACCUUUUACUGGAGUAAACCACCAUGGACAGCCUGUAUUGUUUGGGUGUGCACUCCUAAUAAAUGAAUCCGAGGAAUCUUUUAUUUGGCUUUUUAAAACAUGGCUUGUGGCGAUGUCUGGAAGGCCUCCUGUUUCAAUCACUACUGAUCAUGACAGGGUAAUCCGUCUAGCUGUUACCCAAGUCUUUCCUGAAACUCGUCACCGCUUCUGCAAGUGGCAUAUCUUUAACGAAUGCCAAGAGAAAUUGUCCCAUGUACUGUCUGAACAUCCCAGUUUCGAACCAGAGCUCCACAAAUGUGUCAACCUCACAGAGUCAAUUGAAGAGUUUGAAUCCUGUUGGUUGUCUAUGAUUGAUACGUAUCAUCUCAAGGAGCAUGAAUGGCUACAAUCAAUUUAUUCUGAUCGACGACAGUGGGUGCCAGCAUACUUGAGGGACACUUUCUUUGCAGAAAUGUCUAUAACCCAGCGCAGUGAUAGCAUCAAUUCUUACUUUGAUGGAUACAUCAAUGCGUCAACAACCCUACAGUUGUUUGUUAAGCAGUAUGAAAAGGCUCUGGAAAGUCGCUAUGAGAAAGAAGUCAAGGCAGAUUAUGAUACAAUAAACACUGCUCCAGUUCUCAAAACCCCUUCGCCCAUGGAGAAACAAGCAUCUGAGAUGUACACAAAAAAGUUGUUUGUGAAAUUUCAAGAGGAAUUGGUUGAAACAUUAACUUUCCUGGCAACCAAAGUUGAGGAUGAGGAGGCAAUAACCGUAUAUCGAGUUGCAAAGUUUGAGGAAAAUCAUAAUGCUUACUUUGUCAGUUUUAAUGUUCAUGAGAUGAAAGCUACCUGUAGCUGCCAGAUGUUUGAAUUCUCUGGCCUUCUUUGCAGACAUAUAUUGACAGUUUUUAGGGUGAAAAAUGUUCUCACACUACCUUCUCACUAUGUUUUGAAACGGUGGACAAGGAAUGCCAAGAGUGGUGUAAUAUUGGAGGAACAUACCAGCACUUUGCACAUUAGAUCACGAGAAUCUCAUACUGUUAGAUAUGGUAAUCUUCGCCAUGAAGCCCUCAAGUACGUUGAUGAGGGAGUCAAAAGUGUAGAAAUUUACAAUGUUGCUAUGGAAGCUUUACAAGAGGCUGCAAAUAAGGUGGUUCUUGCAAAAAAGAAUAGUGGGGCAGUUGUAAUUACAAAUGGAGCUGGCACAGAAGAUCAUCCCCAUCAACGAAGAUGGGCAAAUAACACCUCUGGAACUCAGAAAUGGAGUUUAAAACCACCUGCAUCUAUGGAUGAUCAGGACAGGAAAAUUCAAAAACUACAGCGUCAACUUGAACGUGCAACGCGGAAGUGUGAAGUGUAUCGGGCAAACUUGCUUUCAGUUUUGAAAGAUAUCGAGGAACAGAAAUUAGAGUUGUCUGUUAAAGUUCAAAAUAUUAAGUUAGGCAUGAAGGAUUAAGAUGCGAAUGGCUUUGUAUGUAUCGUCCCUCUCUUGCAAACUAAUGCUGGGCUCAUUGCAGGUGCUAGGCAGACAAAUGGUGGGAAGUGUAAUUUGUUGAUUGUAAAUAGAGAUAUUGAUUACUCCUUUGUUGUUGUGUGUGUGGACGGGUGCGUGGGGCUUAAGUAGCAUCGUCCUUUGUAGUUAGUGAUAGAAGCAGAUAGUAGAAAUUCACGUUCUCUUUAAUUCUGCUGUUAAACACCAUGAGAAUGGAACUUGUAUUUCCUUAGAUUCAUUAUAUUAUAAAUAUUCUAUUAUUUCCUCUU